Procambarus clarkii (red swamp crayfish) is the source of this 567-nucleotide messenger RNA. The record is from RefSeq and is a predicted model, not a curated record. Lineage: Eukaryota; Metazoa; Arthropoda; Malacostraca; Decapoda; Cambaridae.
AUGUUAGACGUUCGCGUUACUGGGAAUAUUACCAAAAUAUUUAUCUUGUUACAGAUCUUGAUCCUGCUGGGCGUGGCAGCCCUGGCAGCAGCAGACAGCCGGGAGACCUUCUCUUAUGCUGCUCCUCGGAGGGUGUCUUCUGACGAGUCUUAUGAGUCAAGUGAGGCUCAGUACAACUUCAACUAUGCUGUGAAACACGAAGACUCCGGCAACGACUUCGGUCACCAGGAGACCCGCGACGGUGACGACACCAAGGGUUCGUACUACGUGCAGCUUCCCGACGGUCGUCUGCAGACUGUGAACUACAUAGUGGAGGGAGACUCAGGCUACAUCGCUGAUGUCAAGUACGACGGUGAGGCUCGCUACCCAGACUCCGACGAGUCCAGGGAGGCUCCCCGCUACGCCGCUCCCAGGCCCCGCUACUUCGACUCCAAUGAGUCCAAGUAAUUAAGAGUAGCUCACCAACAAAUGUGUCGACAACCAUAUGUAUCUACCCAUGACGAAUGUCUUGCUUGACCAUUUAUUUCAAAUUCAAAACUUAUAUUUAUUACAAUAAAUUAUUCUGCA